GGGGCCUAUGACCUGCGCCGGCCCCGCCCCCGCAGCCUGGAGCCCACGCUGGUGGCCCGAGGUGGCUGAGAGGAAGUCCGGCACUGUCACGAGUAUCUGGCUUCCGUCCUCUAUGGCCGCCGCACUGCUCGCCCGGGCCUGCGGCCCCGUCCGCGGAGCUCUCCGGCCUUGGGACUGGCGCCUCUUACAUACCAUCUACCAGUCUGUGGAGCUGCCCGAGACACACCAGAUGCUACGUCAGACAUGCCAGGACUUUGUGGAGAAGGAGCUCUUUCCCAUUGCGGCCCAGGUGGACAAGGAACAUUGCUUCCCGGCAGCUCAGAGGCACUGGGGAUUGAACGCAGGACCUCAUGCACGCCAAGCACACACUCUGCCAGUGAAGAAGAUGGGUGAGCUGGGGCUCAUGGCCAUGGAUGUGCCCGAGGAGCUGAGCGGUGCUGGCCUCGAUUACCUGGCCUACGUCAUCGCCAUGGAGGAGAUCAGCCGGGGCUGCGCUUCCACCGGCGUCAUCAUGAGUGUCAACAACUCCCUCUACUUGGGGCCGGUCCUGAAGUUCGGCUCUGAGAAGCAGAAGCAGCAGUGGAUCACUCCUUUCACCAGCGGCGACAAAAUUGGCUGCUUUGCCCUCAGUGAACCAGGGAGUGGCAGCGACGCGGGAGCCACUGUCACCACCGCCAGGGAAGACGGUGACUCAUGGGUCCUGAAUGGCACCAAAGCCUGGAUCACCAACGCCUGGGAGGCCUCAGCCGCCGUGGUCUUCGCCAGCACGGACAGAUCUCUGCAGAACAAGGGCAUCAGUGCCUUCCUGGUUCCCAUGCCAACACCUGGGCUCACGCUGGGGAAGAAGGAAGACAAGUUGGGCAUCCGGGGCUCGUCUACUGCCAACCUCAUCUUUGAAGAGUGUCGGAUUCCCAAGGACAACCUGCUGGGAGAGCCGGGGAUGGGCUUCAAGAUCGCCAUGCAAACCCUGGACAUGGGCCGGAUCGGCAUCGCCUCCCAGGCCCUGGGCAUCGCCCAGGCCGCCCUCGACUGUGCUGCGAACUAUGCGGAGAACCGCGAGGCCUUCGGGGUGCCGCUCAGCAAGCUGCAGGCCAUCCAGUUCAAGUUGGCGGACAUGGCCCUGGCCCUGGAGGGUGCCCGGCUGUUGACCUGGCGUGCUGCCAUGCUGAAGGAUAAUAAGAAGCCUUUCAUCAAGGAGGCGGCAAUGGCCAAGCUGGCUGCAUCAGAGGCCGCAACCAACAUCAGCCACCAGGCCAUGCAGAUCCUGGGUGGCAUGGGCUACGUGACCGAGAUGCCGGCUGAGCGGCACUACCGUGAUGCCCGCAUCACCGAGAUUUACGAAGGCACCAGUGAGAUCCAGAGGCUGGUGAUCGCCGGGCACCUGCUCAGGAGCUACCGGAGCUGAGCCCUCUGUUGGGCUUACCAGUGCCCACCGGGAGCCACACCUGCCUGAGGACCGUAGGAAGGUGGGGUGGGAACCCCGUGGCCUUCACCCUGACUCCCAGGCAGAGACUGUGGGGCAGAAGGGCGGGGGCCACGUCUCCUCUUGCUAGGACCUCCGGGUGGACCUUCUGCCCUCACCUCCCUCCCCUAGACCAAACUGCCUGGGAGUACAACUCGGAGAAAAGAAGGCAGGGCUGUGACCUGGGCUCAGGACACCCAUCUUCAGCUCAGUUUCUUGGCUUCGCUCCCUCCCACCCACCGACUGUGCCUUAUUUCCAUUAGCCGGUGGCGGGGCCGUGGGAAGAAUGAAAUGACCACUCAUGGACUCCCCUGUUCUGUGGGUCCUGGUGCUCAGCUGAGACCGCUCUUGGCAGUGUCUGCUCUUUCCCCUGAGGUCAGGGGUGAGGAGGUGUGGGGUGGGGGCCAGAAUGACCAGGCCUUGAGGCCGUCUUGGGGCUGGGACUUUGUGGAAGCCCCCCUGUGCCUCAUUAGCCUGUUGUUUGUCAAGUAUAAGUGAGUGCAGGUGGGUGGAAUGAUUCGUGCUUUGGGAUAAUCAUGUGUGGCAACCGAGUGUAAGUAAUAAAGCGUACCUGCCCCCA
This is a messenger RNA of Camelus dromedarius (Arabian camel), 2042 nucleotides long. It is a transcript of the gene ACADS, whose product is annotated as acyl-CoA dehydrogenase short chain. Gene Ontology annotation, biological process: butyrate catabolic process; fatty acid beta-oxidation using acyl-CoA dehydrogenase. Gene Ontology annotation, cellular component: mitochondrion. The transcript has 11 exons. Gene Ontology annotation, molecular function: flavin adenine dinucleotide binding. The record is from RefSeq and is a predicted model, not a curated record. Lineage: Eukaryota; Metazoa; Chordata; Mammalia; Artiodactyla; Camelidae. The coding region runs from base 8 to 1405 and encodes 465 amino acids.